This is a messenger RNA of Pyrenophora tritici-repentis Pt-1C-BFP, 735 nucleotides long. RefSeq names its product Herpes-BLLF1 domain containing protein. The record is from RefSeq and is a predicted model, not a curated record. Lineage: Eukaryota; Fungi; Ascomycota; Dothideomycetes; Pleosporales; Pleosporaceae.
AUGGCUAUUAAGUCUGAGCCCGGCCUUAGACAAACUGCGACUCCAAGCCCCAGCCCACCAAGACCAGCACGGUAUGCGCCAGCAACGAAUGCAGCGCCAAUUGCCGGUUCCAGCAAUUCCCUUUCGUCAAGUGUCUAUGCCACACCAACCGCAUCAACAGGACUCUCCCAAUUCCAACUUGACUGCCUGGAGUCGCGUAAGCGACUCUUCGCCGACGAUGACGAUGAUGACACCAACAACAACCAAGCCAUAAAGAUCGAAGGACGACCAAUCAAGCGCAUACGCUACCACCUACACACGACACCCAUCAAGCCCUCAGAAGAACCCCCCAAGCCCCAACUCCCAGAAAUUCCCAACCCUCGGGACCCCCGCGUGGACCUCCUCCAAGUCUGCGCCGCAAAGGGCAACUUCACGCCCUACGAGCUGGAAAAAUACAAAGCCGUGCAGCCCAAGGUCGACAGCGUCGUGUACCAAAAAGCGAUGGCGUUGUUUAACCUGCUCCAGGAUCUUGAAAGUAGGUUUGGUAAUGAUCCGCCAAAGUGCUAUCCUCUUUCGUCAGCGCAGAAGGAGAGGAUCGCCAAGUUGCAGAGGAUUAUGGAUACGGGGGUUAUUCCGCCGCCGGAGAAGGAGGGAGAGAAGGAGAAGGGUGGGAAUGGGAGGAGGAGGAAUAGGAGGGGUGGGCGGAGGCAUGGGAAUAAGGGUAAGGAGGGUGUAAAGACGGAGCCUAGUAGUUAG